AUGGAUAUCAUUGGUAUAGUUACACGUUUGCCAUCACUUGUCUUUGGCGCAUCACGUUGUGAUGACAGUUUCGCCGAUCGUCUCUCCUAUAAAUACACUGUUUUAAUGCUUGUUCUUUUCGCUAUUAUUGUCACUAAUAAACAGUUUGGAACUAAACAUAUUCAAUGUUGGGUACCAGCUCAGUUUACGAAAAACUAUGAGGAAUAUGUGAAUGAUAUAUGUUGGGUAUCGAAUACAUAUUACAUCCCACUUGACCAGAAAGUUCCAAAGAUCGAACGAGAUCGUCGUCAAAAUGAACUACGUUACUAUCAAUGGAUUCCAUUUAUUUUACUUCUCCAAGCAUUUUGUUUCUAUUUCCCACAUAUCGUCUGGCGAUCACUAUCACGGCGUAGUGGAAUCGAUGUACGCGAUAUUGUCGAUGCUGCGAUCAACUACAAAUCAGUUGAUACAGCAACAAAAGAUGAUAAGCAUAAGAAUGAAUUAAUGGAUUAUAUUGUUGAAGCAAUUGAUAAAUAUGUGGACGAUCCGAGAAGACAGGCCGACGAACGUGGAGCUCGUAUCAGCAUAAAGCGCAUUUUAAUGACCAUAUGUAUAUUUAUGGGUAAAUACUUGGGUAAUUAUCUGAUUAUUGUAUAUUUUACAACAAAAGCACUUUUUAUUACGAAUGCGGUUUGUCAAAUAUUUCUAUUGAAUUUAUUUCUGGGACAAGAAUUUCAUUUAUUUGGCAUCCAAGUGUUAACGAGAAUUAUCGAAGGGCGAGGUUGGGAUACACAAUCUCCGUACUUUCCUAAAGUAACUCUAUGCGAUUUUCAAAUUCGAGAAGCGUUACACCCACGCGAUUCGCACCGUUACACAGUACAAUGUGUUCUUCCAUUGAAUCUAUUUUCACAACAAAUCUUUACUUUUAUCUGGUUUUGGUAUAUGAUGGUUUUCAUAGUUUCAAUAUUCGAUGUCGUUGUAUGGGUUACUCGCUUUUUUCCCGAUAAACAGUAUAACUAUAUAAAACGACGCUUACAAUUAAUGAAACGUGACACCGACUUCAAUUCUCAACCGCCGGAAUAUGUCAAAGAUUGGUACAGAGAAUUCAUAUUCGGUUAUCUUGAACCAGAUGGAAUCUUCAUGCUACGUCUACUCUCAUCAAACACAAGUGAUUUUGUUUGUACAGAGGUUAUCAAUCAUCUAUGGCAAGCAUUCUAUUCAAAAGAUCCUAAGCAGUUGAAACGUCGGCUAAAACGUGAAUUAGGUGGCGAUCUAACGACAAAUGAAGUCAAACGUCAAGUAUCUGAUCCUGUUGAUUUAUCACAAACAUACGAAUCCAUUCGACGUCGUAGUACAAACUUUCCACUCCCGCAACAAUCCCCAACAGAGAAAAACAAUAACGGUUAUGGGCAAUUGAUGCCAACAACGACAAGUCGUCGAUAUUCAUCUUCUACUGCAAAACAAGCUUCUCUCUCAACUCUAGUCGAAGGUGAUGUUUAA
This is a messenger RNA of Adineta ricciae, 1479 nucleotides long. The record is from the annotation of a GenBank genome assembly. NCBI's taxonomy places the organism in Eukaryota, Metazoa, Rotifera, Eurotatoria, Adinetida, Adinetidae.